AUGGCUGAAAAGGAAAAAGAACAAAAUUUCACUAAGAAUAUUUUUAGUGACGACGAAAGUGAUGUUGACAAAGAAAUGAUUAAAAACAAUAAAAGGAAAAACGAUAAUAAUAAUGAUGAUAUAAGUGAACAUGAUGCAAAAAAUAUAGAAAUGUCAAGGAAAAGAAAAAAAAUAAAUAAUACAAACACAAAUAUAAAUAAGGAAGGGCAAGAAGAUAAUGAACAUAACCAUUUUGAUGAUAAUAAUGAUGAGGAGGAACAUGAAGAAGAAGCUGAAGAAGAUAUUGAAGGACGUGAAGAAGAAGAUGAUGAUGAUGAUGAUGGAGAUGACGGCGAAGAAGAAGAUUAUGAAGAUGAAGAAGAUGAAAAUUUAUUAUACGAAAAUAGUACUUAUAAUAAUAAUAAAGAUAUGAUUGAAAGUGGAUCAAAAAAAAGAAGAAUAGGAAAAAAUAAAUAUUUAUCAACCUUUUUAGAUACAGAAGCACAAGUUGGAGAUGAUGAUGAAGAAGAAGAAUAUGAAAGUUCGUACAUUGAUGAAUUUGAAGAAGCAAAAAGAUUAGAAAAGAAAAAAUUAUAUGAACAAAAAUUAAAAAGUGGAACAAAUCAUUUAGCACAAGCAAUUAAUAAAUUAUCCAAAAGAUAUGAAAAUGAAAAAGAAGUUAAAGAAGAUGAUAUAUUAACAGACGGAGAAACAUUAACAGAUGGUGAAAUAUUAGGAGAUGAUUAUUCUGAUGAAAGAAGAGAACGAUUACAAACUAUUGAUAGUCCGAAAAUGUGGUUAAUAAAAUUAUUUAAAAAUAAUGUAGAAAGAAAUUUAGCUAUAGGAAUUUAUCAUAAGUUUAUGAAAUUAAAAGAUAAUGAUUUUAAUAUUAAAGGUAUAUAUGUUUCUGAUAAUUUAAAAGGUUAUAUAUAUAUAGAAGCAGAUAGUUUAUAUAUGUUAAAAAAAUUUUUAUUAGGAUUCAAAUUUAUUAAUCUUAAUGAAAUAUCGAUAGUCCCAAUACAAGAAUUGACUUCUAUAUUUACUAUGUGCCAUUCAAAAAUUAAUAUACCCAAAGUUAAUGAAUAUGUUAGGAUAAAAAGAGGAUUAUAUAUAAAUGAUAUUGGACAAAUAUAUGAAAUUCAUGAAAAAGGUAUAUAUGCGAUUGUUCGUUUAAUACCUAGAAUUACCUAUGAACAUUUUAUGAAUGCAAAAAAAAGUAAAUAUUAUAAUCAGAAAUCAUCUUUAAAUAAAUUAACAUCUAUAAUUGAUAAAAAUAAUAAAAGCAAUUCUUAUUAUUUUAAUGAUAAAUUAGAUAUGAAUAGAAGUUCCAAUUUUUCAAAAUAUCCAAAUGAUGAUAUGUCAAAUGGAUAUAUGUCAAAUGGAUAUGCAUCAAAUGGUUAUGCAUCAAAUGGAUAUGCAUCAAAUGAAUAUUUAUCAAAUGCUUAUGCAUCAAAUGAAGAUAUGGGAAAUGGUUAUAUAAAUGAUGAUUAUUUAACAAAUGUACAUGAUGAAGAAAACUUAAAAAAAAAAACAAAACAAAAAAAAAAAAAAGAUUCUUUAGAUGAAGCAUUACAAUUAAGAAAGAAAAAAAAAGAAAGACCACUUCAAAAAUUAUUUGAUAGAGAUGAAAUUGAACGUAUUGGUGGUGUUAUUGAAACAGGUCCUUAUCCAAGAACUAUCAAAUAUCAAAAUAAUAUUUUUGAAGAAAAUGGUUAUAUAUUAAAAAAAAUGAAUAUCAAAUAUCUCAUUACAGAAAAUGCAAAUAUCACUUUAACAGAAAUAAGAGAAUUUAAUAAAAAUAAUGGUAUGGCAGGUGAAAAAGCUACCUUAGGUAUUACCAAAUCUUUUAUAAAUAAAAAUUCUCUACAUUUAUUUAAAAAAGAUGAAAGAGUCAAAAUUUUAAAAGGAGAAUUAUGUAAUUUAAUAGGUACCAUAACUGCAGUUAAUGAUAAUGUUUUAACUAUAAAUCCAGAUAAUUUAGCAAAACAAUUUAAAUUCUUACCUAGUGAUGUAACCAAAUAUUUUAUUGAAGGAGAUAAUGUUACAGUUAUUAAUGGGUUACAUAAAGGAAAAAGUGGUUUAAUUUCCCUUAUAGAUUAUAAAGAAAAUGUUGCACUCAUAUUUUCUCCAUCUUUAAAUACAGAAUUAAGAUGUUCUAUACAAGAUUUAUCUUUAUCUAUUAAUAAUAGUGAAGGGUUAGGAGGUGUACAUACCCUAAAUGGAUUUUCAGUAGGUGAUUUAAUUGAAUUAAAUGAUAGACAAAUAGGUGUCUUAACAUAUAUUGAUAAGAAUAAACAUAUACGUGUAUUAACAAAUAAUAAUACAACUUUACAUACAACCAUAGGUUGUAUAACAUCAAAACGUUCAGCCGUAGGACAAGUAGGUCGAGAUGAAAAUAAUAAUAUUGUUCAAUCAAGAGAUAAUAUACAAAUUGUACGUGGGGCACAUAGGAAUAAAGUAGCAGUAAUUAUGUAUAUAUGGAAAAAUAAAAUUUUUGGUAAAAUAAAUAAAAAAAUUGAAGAUAAUGGUUUUGUUGUUUUAGAAUGUCAAAAUUGUUCUUUAGUAGGAAAUCCAGCUGAAAAAAAAAAAAUUAUAACAAAUAAUAAUUUAUUUAGAAGUAAUACAAAUUAUUUACGAAAAAAUAAUAAUUUCAAUUCAUUUAUUGGGAAAACAGUAAAAAUAUUAACAGGUGUAUAUAAAGGCUUAUUAGCAGAUGUUAUAGAUGCUGAAAGAGAUGAAUUUACAUUAUUAUUAAAAAUCAAACCUAAAACAGUAAGACAAAAAAGAAUAGAAUGUGCUAUAUCAGAUUCAUAUAAAGAUCAAAAUGCAUGUGAAGAAAAUGAUGAAAUGGAUAUAGAAAAUAAAAAUAAAUUAAAACCAUUACAAAUGUUUCAAUUGUCAGAUCAAAAAAAAAAUAAAUUCCAUGAUUCUUUUUAUAAUCCAAGAGAAAAAAAAAGUUUUGAUAAAUUACCUCCCAAACAUUUUUCAAUAGAUAGUACAAAUAAUCAACGAAAUUAUUAUAAUUACGGAGAUAAAUGGAGUUAUGCAAAUAAUAACAAUAAUAAUAAUAAUAAUAAUAAUAAUAAUAUGAAUGGAAAUGUAUAUACAUCUCCUCAUAAAUAUAGUCAUAAUGAUAAUAGGCAUAAUCAUUAUGAUAAUAGGUAUAAUCAUCAUGAUAAUAGAUAUAAUCAUCAUGAUAAUAGAUAUAAUCACCAUGAUAAUAGAUAUAAUCAUCAUGAUAAUAGAUAUAAUCAUCAUGAUAAUAGAUAUAAUAAUAAAGAUAAUCCAGAUUUUAAAAAAAAGGAUUAUAAAAGUAAUAAUAAUCAUUAUGAAGAUGAUUAUCUUAAAAAAAAACAUAGCAUCAAUAAUUUUAGGGAUUCAUCAAAUAAUAUAAAACAUGAAGAGCAUAAAAAUUAUGUAACCCAUAUUGGUGAAGAAAAUAAAAAGCAUCAUAAUAAAUACGAAACGAAAAAAGAAUAUAAUAAUAUAAUACCAAAUAAAAUAAAUAACAAUGAUCAAAAAGAAGAAAGUCCUAUAUGGUUACAUAUAGAUAUUAUGGUAAAGGUUAUAACACCAGGACCAUUUUAUAAUGAAAUAGGUAAAAUUAUUGAUGUUAUAACAAAAAAUGCAUAUACUAUUUUAAAAAUACAAACUGAUAAAACAACAUUUAAUAUAGUAGCAGAUGCAGUUGUUCCUUUAAAACCUCAGAAAAAAAAUGAUCAUAUUUUAAUUUUUGAUAAAGGAGAGAAAAUUGAAGGAACAGUUCAAGAUAUUAAAAUUAAUGAGGUUCAUGCUAAUACUGCCUCUGGACUGCUUACAUGUCAUUUAAAAAAUACUUUUUUAUAUAAAAAUUAUAUACCAUAA
Molecule: messenger RNA, 3843 nt
Organism: Plasmodium falciparum 3D7
Lineage: Eukaryota; Apicomplexa; Aconoidasida; Haemosporida; Plasmodiidae
Gene: SPT5
Product: putative transcription elongation factor SPT5
Biological process (GO): regulation of DNA-templated transcription elongation; DNA-templated transcription elongation; translation
Cellular component (GO): ribosome; nucleus
Molecular function (GO): structural constituent of ribosome
Source: RefSeq, a predicted model, not a curated record